AUGGACGUCGAAAAGCAUUCUCUCGAGAAGGACCUAGCAUGUGAGCACAUUGAAGCUGCAAAAGAGUCUCGCAACCCCGUCCCUGAGAUUCUGCGCAAUCACACGCCCGAGCAACUCACAGCUCUCGAGAAGAAACUCGUGCGGAAAAUCGACUUCCGGGCCCUACCCAUUCUGAUCGUUCUGUUUUUGCUCAACGUGCUCGAUCGGAAUGCUAUUGCUAAUGCACGUCUUGGAGGUCUGGAAGCCACGCUGGGUAUCGACGAUGUGCAGUAUCAGACCGCUGUCAUGGUGUUGUGGGCUGGUUACAUCUCCAUGAUGAUACCAUCGAACAUGCUUCUCUCCAUCUUCAAGCCCAGGUUGUAUCUGCCGACGGUUGUCAUCAUUUGGGGUAUCGUGUCUGGUGCUACGGGAUUCGUUCAGAACCACGCUGGAUUGGUGGCACUGAGAUUCCUUGUCGGUGUUACGGAAGCACCAUACUUUCCUGGUUGUAUCUUCUUCCUCUCAUGCUGGUAUACGCGGAAAGAGCUACCAAGCCGCAUUGCUACUUUCUACUCUGGUUACACCUUGUCUUCGGCUUUUGGCGGCUUGAUCGCAGCGGGUAUCGUCGAUGGCAUGGAAGGGCUUGGUGGCUAUCCGAGUUGGCGCUGGAUCUUCAUCUUGGAAGGAGCUUUGACGAUUCUUAUCGCUUUUGCUGGAUAUGCUCUUUUGCCGAACUACCCUUCCAAUACCUCUUUCUUAUCGCCUGAAGAGACUGCAAUGGCACAGUGGCGACUCAACCGCGAAAACGACGGUGUGGCAGACGAAGUGAACGAUUCGGUCUUCGUCGGACUGAGGCAGGCCUUUUCCGACCCAAAAGUGGUACGUAUCUUCUUCUACCUUAUGGUGUUUUCCUCAGAACUCUACAACGUUCGCCAUACAGCGAAGUUGAAAGCCCUUACAUGCGCUGUCGUAUCCAUGAGCUUCACCUACUUUUUCCCCUCUAUCGUCCAGACACUCGGCUUUCCCCGCGUCGAAACACUUCUGCUCACCGCUCCUCCUUACUUCCUGGCUUUCGUAUUCUCGGUGCUGAAUUCGUGGCACUCCGGGCGCUCGGGUGAGCAUUGCUUCCACAUCGUCGCCGCAUGCGUCAUCUCCGCAGUUGGUCAGAUCAUCUCCAUGUCGACAUACCAAACCGGACCUCGUUACUUUGCCAUGUUCUUACAGGCCAUGGGAUCUUUCUCCGCUUUCCAGCUCAUUCUGCCUUGGGUCUCUGCAACGGUCGCACGGCCAAAAGCGAAGAGGGCGGUUACACUUGCACUGGCGACGGCUGUGUCGAACGCGACUAAUAUCGCUACUGCUUACUUGUAUCCUGCAUGGAGCGCACCUCUCUAUCGCAUGGGUUGUAUCGUGUUGACAGUAGCACUGCUUUGCUGCGCAACUGCGUCGUUGGUGCUGCGCUUCUGGCUGCAGAAGCUGAAUCGCAAGUCUGAUCAGGCUGUGGGAUUGGAGGGUGUUGCCAAUGGACCCGGUCUUCUUUUCCGCUACACUCUGUAA
Molecule: messenger RNA, 1533 nt
Organism: Alternaria atra
Lineage: Eukaryota; Fungi; Ascomycota; Dothideomycetes; Pleosporales; Pleosporaceae
Exons: 4
Coding region: 1-1533 (510 amino acids)
Biological process (GO): transmembrane transport
Cellular component (GO): membrane
Molecular function (GO): transmembrane transporter activity
Source: RefSeq, a predicted model, not a curated record